CGAAGCUACCAAGUCCCCACUGUCUCCACCCGACGUCCGCCAGCCCUCCGUACUCGGCUUCGCAGUGCCUGCCACUGUCUUCUGCGCUCCCGCGCCGCGUUCCGCCCAGGCCUUGCCCAGCUGGAAUGCAGAGAUCGCCGCCCGGCUACGGCGCACAGGACGACCCGCCCUCCCGCCGCGACUGUGCAUGGGCCCCCGGACUCGGAGCCGCUGCUGAGCCGCGCGGCCUCCCUGUCACCAACGUCUCGCCACCCUCGCCUGCCUCGCCGUCCAGCCUUCAGCGGAGCCCACCGCGCAGCCCCGAGUCUGGGCGCUAUGGCUUCAGCCGCGGGGAGCGCCAGACGGCCGACGAGUUGCGCAUCCGGCGGCCCAUGAACGCUUUCAUGGUGUGGGCGAAGGACGAGCGCAAGCGACUGGCGCAGCAAAACCCGGAUCUGCACAACGCAGUGCUGAGCAAGAUGCUGGGCAAAGCGUGGAAGGAGCUGAACACGGCAGAGAAGCGGCCCUUCGUGGAAGAGGCCGAACGGCUGCGUGUACAGCAUUUGCGCGACCAUCCCAACUACAAGUACCGACCUCGCCGCAAAAAACAGGCGCGCAAGGCCCGGAGGCUGGAGCCUGGCCUCUUGCUCCCGGGCCUCGUGCAGCCGUCUGCGCCGCCUGAGCCCUUCGCUGCAGCACCAGGCUCGGUCCGCCCCUUCCGCGAGCUACCCACGCUGGGUGCGGAGUUCGAUGGUUUGGGGCUACCCACUCCCGAGCGCUCGCCUCUGGACGGCCUGGAGCCUGGCGAGGCCUCCUUCUUCCCACCGCCUUUGGCGCCCGAGGACUGCGCACUGCGGGCUUUCCGGGCGCCCUAUGCCCCCGAGCUGGCACGGGACCCGAGCUUCUGCUACGGGGCGCCCCUGGCUGAGGCGCUCAGGACAGCGCCGCCUACCGCGCCGCUCGCGGGCCUCUACUAUGGCACCCUGGGCACUCCGGGCCCGUACCCCAACCCUCUUUCACCACCACCUGAGGCCCCACCUCUUGAGGGCACAGAGCAACUGGAGCCUACCACUGACCUUUGGGCUGAUGUAGACCUCACCGAAUUCGACCAGUAUCUCAACUGCAGCCGGACUCGACCGGAUGCCACUACACUCCCCUACCACGUGGCACUGGCCAAACUGGGUCCUCGCGCCAUGUCCUGCCCGGAGGAGAGCAGCCUCAUUUCUGCCCUGUCUGACGCCAGCAGCGCCGUCUACUACAGCGCCUGCAUCUCAGGCUAGCCGCUGUCCCUGCCCUUCAGCGCUUCUGCUUGUGGCCAAGCGGCAGGGCCCUGCCUGCUUCCUUUCGCAUAUGUAUGUUAGGCUAUGCAGCAGCCUUUAGAGCUCAUGGCCUAAAGGUACCACUUCUGUCACCACCUCUGUUGUCCCCUCAUUCACACACCUUCUGGGGCCUCCUAUGUGUUGGGCCUUCCCUAGGAACCUCUGCCAGGGUUACGUUUCUGAACCAUCUAGUUCAUUUCUUCUGCUAUGUAUUUUCUAGAAGGACACUGUAUUUUUUACUUUGCCUUUAUAUAUUAUAUAUACAUAUAUAAUACAACAUAUUUAAUUUUUAAUUAAACAUUUUUCUUUAAAAAGGGUUUCAGUGAGCACUAGCAUCCGUGCGUAAGGAACAGCGAUGUUUCCUAUAAACACUGGCCACAGAGAUUACUCUGCUUUUUCCUUAGCUACACAGCUGCCCUCCGUCCUUCCAGCUCGGCUCACAGAUGCCAUCAGCCAUCAGCCUGCAUUGCAUUUUUCCUUCUGCAAACCUAGGCGUUGCCCGGGACAGCAUUCUUCACUUAGGCAGAACUGCAGGGCUGACACCAGUGCAGACACAUUACCAGAUCCCAGCAGGCAUUCCCCAAGAGAGGUGGCACUAUGGCACCCCUACUCCCCCAGGGGACCCGGCUUAGACCUAGUGGCCCAGGCAGUGCUCAAACUUCAUCACAUAUCCCAAAUAAUGGUGUGAGGGCAGCUGUACUUGGGACCCUGUCCUCUG
Messenger RNA from Acomys russatus (golden spiny mouse), 2016 nucleotides. It is a transcript of the gene Sox18, whose product is annotated as SRY-box transcription factor 18. NCBI's taxonomy places the organism in Eukaryota, Metazoa, Chordata, Mammalia, Rodentia, Muridae. Gene Ontology annotation, molecular function: DNA-binding transcription factor activity, RNA polymerase II-specific; RNA polymerase II cis-regulatory region sequence-specific DNA binding. The record is from RefSeq and is a predicted model, not a curated record. The transcript has 2 exons. Gene Ontology annotation, biological process: angiogenesis; positive regulation of transcription by RNA polymerase II; vasculogenesis. The coding region runs from base 126 to 1259 and encodes 377 amino acids.